AUGGACAGAGAAAACAUGGUGAACUCUACAGUGAACACCAGCGUGAUAGACAUCCCCAUGGGCACCCACAGUCUCUGGGAGGUGAUCACCAUUGCGACUGUGUCAGCUAUAGUGAGCCUCAUCACCAUUGUGGGAAAUGUUCUUGUUAUGGUCUCUUUUAAAGUCAACAGCCAACUGAAGACAGUUAAUAACUACUACCUGCUGAGUUUGGCAGCUGCUGACCUCAUAAUUGGUGUUUUCUCCAUGAAUCUGUAUACUUCUUACAUACUCAUGGGAUACUGGGCCUUGGGGAACCUUGCAUGUGACCUAUGGCUGGCAUUGGACUACGUGGCUAGUAAUGCCUCCGUCAUGAAUCUGCUUGUGAUCAGCUUUGACAGAUAUUUCUCCAUCACCAGGCCGCUGACCUACAGAGCUAAAAGGACUCCUAGACGAGCUGGGAUCAUGAUUGGCUUAGCUUGGCUAGUGUCACUGAUUUUAUGGGCCCCGCCUAUUCUCUGCUGGCAAUACAUUGUAGGGAAAAGGACUGUACCUGAGAGGCAAUGCCAGAUCCAGUUUUUUUCCGAGCCUGUAAUAACAUUUGGGACAGCAAUUGCAGCUUUCUACAUCCCUGUGUCAGUUAUGACGAUCCUAUACUGUCGCAUCUACAAGGAGACAGAGAAGAGGACCAAAGAUCUGGCAGAGCUUCAGGGGGUUAACUAUCAUACGGACUCUGAAGUGACACAACCUCAAAAAACUGUAAUUAGAUCAUGCUUCAGCUGUAAACUAAGAUCAGCUUCACGUGAUAUGAACCAAGCCUCCUGGUCCUCCUCCAGCAGAAGCAACGCUGCCAAGUCAGCUGCCACCACCAGUGACGAAUGGUCCAAGGCUGGUCAGCUGACCACCUUCAACAGCUACGCCUCCUCAGACGAUGAGGAAAGGCCAGUGUCUCCAGCAAGCUUCCGGCCAUCCAUCAGGAGCCAGGCUUGUGAGGCCAACAAGAGUGGGGUGGCCAGUGAGAGCGAACAACUCAGCAGCUACGACGAAGACAGUUUUUUCCAGACACCACCCAAAAGUAACUCUCAGAAAAGCAACAAGUGUGUGUCCUACAAGUUUAGACCGGUGAGCAAGGACGCUCUGGUGGAGCAGCGGACCAAAAACGGAGACACCAAAAUGGUAUCAUCAGCGUUCUCCUCAGCUGAGUCCAUGAGUGCUCCAUCCACAUCUUCUGCAUCAAAGCCUGCGGACACUUCCCUAAAGAACCAGAUCACCAAGAGGAAGAGGAUGGUGUUGAUCAAGGAGAGGAAGGCAGCUCAGACCCUCAGUGCCAUCUUACUGGCCUUCAUCCUGACAUGGACGCCUUAUAACAUCAUGGUGCUGAUUUCCACUUUCUGCUCAGACUGCAUCCCCUUGUCCCUCUGGCAUCUAGGCUACUGGCUGUGCUACGUCAACAGCACCGUCAAUCCCAUGUGCUACGCCCUUUGUAACAAAACAUUUCAAAAGACCUUUCGCAUGCUGCUGCUCUGCCAGUGGAAAAAGAAAAGGAUUGAAGAGAAACUAUACUGGUAUGGGCAAAAUCCUGUGGUCAGCUCCAAACUGACAUGA
Molecule: messenger RNA, 1581 nt
Organism: Menidia menidia (Atlantic silverside)
Lineage: Eukaryota; Metazoa; Chordata; Actinopteri; Atheriniformes; Atherinopsidae
Source: the annotation of a GenBank genome assembly